Molecule: messenger RNA, 1261 nt
Organism: Coccinella septempunctata (seven-spotted ladybird)
Lineage: Eukaryota; Metazoa; Arthropoda; Insecta; Coleoptera; Coccinellidae
Product: Kv channel-interacting protein 1
Exons: 4
Coding region: 276-890 (204 amino acids)
Molecular function (GO): calcium ion binding
Source: RefSeq, a predicted model, not a curated record
UCUGACAGCGCAGUCUGAAAAUUCAAUAUAUUCCACUCAUAACAUUACAGAGGCAAAUCAGGAUAAAAUCUGAUACAAUCAAUUAGAUCGAAGGACCAAACAUGCGAGCGAGAUUUUGGUAGGCUUUCGUUGCUUCACCCUUGUGGAAAAUGUGGAGUUUAUCGCUGGUGUUGGAAUUCAUUCUAAUCAAGUUCAGAUGAUACCAUGAUGACGUGAAUUCCGUAUCUGAUUCGAGGUGUGCCAUGUGUCUGUGAAUUGUUCGGAAAAAUUGGGACAUGGCUACCCCAUCGGACAGUCCAGUGGAGGAGGUAGUUUUUGAAAUAGAGCCGUCCAGAGUACCUAAGCCUGUGCCUGUAGCUUUAGAGGAUCUUUGUAGACUCACCAAGUUCACUAGACAAGAAAUUCGAAUCAUGUACAGAGGAUUCAAAACGGAAUGUCCAGAUGGUGUUGUCCAUGAAGAUUGCUUCAAAGACAUUUAUUCGAAAUUUUUUCCACAUGGAAACUCCAGCUUGUACGCCCAUUACGUGUUCAAGGCCUUUGAUGUUAACUGCAAUGGUGCAAUUAGUUUUAGGGAUUUGUUAAUCACAUUAUCAACCCUUCUUCGAGGCUCGGUGUACGAAAGACUGAGAUGGACAUUCAAACUUUACGAUAUAAAUGGAGAUGGCUGCAUCAGCAGGGCCGAACUAGGUGAAAUAGUGGUAGCCGUUCAUGAACUAAUGGGCAGGAGGGCACAUCAAGUGGAAGAUGACAGGAAAGCCAGAGAACAGAUAGACCGGAUUUUCCGGAAGUUGGAUUUGAAUCAGGACGGCGUGAUCACUAUCGAAGAAUUUAUGGAAUCAUGUCUGAAAGACGAUAUGAUCACCAGGUCUUUGCAGAUAUUCGAUGCGUAACUGUGAUGGUUUUUGUGCAUAUUUGAGUUUCAGAAAUUUAGAGAUAUUAAUGGCAGGCUUUUGGUGCAGAUGAUUCCUCAUAAUAUAAGAUUGAAAAUUUUCGAAUUAAGUUUGUUAUGAACGGUUUUACUGUUGAACGAAUCGCGUUUGAAUUGAAUAGACGCAUAAUGGUGGAUUUCGAAAAUGCACACUUAACAUUGAGCGGUAGAUCGUCAGAAACUAGUAAGAUACUAAUCAAUUCUAAAAUUAUUCAGACAAUGAUUAUUUCCUCCCCAAUAAGUAUCAAGAGUAAGAUAAGAAGAAGAAAUUUAAAUCUUGAAUAGAUACAUUCAUAUGCUCAAAAAUGGAAGAACUAAUUUCACAGAGAUGAG